AGGGCAAAAACAGCUGACAAUUUGUGAUGUGCUCGAAAAAAGUAAAAACAACAACAAACAGCAUAGAUUGAGAUUAGAAUAUGUUUCGACAAAAUAUAUUAGACUGCUACAGCUGAUAAGUGUGGUAGUGGUUCUGUUAUUUGUUUAAACAAAUUCAACACAUAUGGUUCUACGUGUUUUAGCUACAACUCUGCUCUUUUAACGUUCGACUCCCCGUUCAGAUUUUACGCGAAGAUCAAGUUCAUUGAUGUGGUGUGAAGUGAGUGAGGAAUAUUCAUUGCUAAGUGCUUAUCUGUCUAUUAUUGCAUUAUGGCAAAAGAAAGAUUCUCUUUGCUGCUGCUGGAGCCGGGAGAGAUCUAUUUCGAAGAUUUCUCCGUAGAUCUGUUGCAACCGGAUGAUACAACUACCCACCACCCAUCUUUGUCAUGUUCACAAUCGCUAAUUGGCCGGUUCAAAAUGUGCUCAAAAUCGAUAGUUUUCGAGGCAAAAGCCAACCUGAAAUUUCCACUGAUUAAAGUAGCAUACAAGGACUGUCUACAAAUUAAACGUUGGGAACCGUCCAGUCUGAAGACAAUGGAGUGCAACGUACUAGCGAUCGAGUGCAGUCAGUACACGGAGAUGCUCAACGAUAACAUUGUACAGCCGUAUCUGUUCCGGCAGGAGCGUAGAACUUUUCUGUUUAAUUUUCACUAUGCCAAACUGGAGGAUUACAUCCAGCAGCUGUGUCAGCUUCAUCGGGCAUCGACACUGCAUGCCCAUGAACAGAACAGCAUGAUAGCAACAAUCGUAUUCUCUCGCCACAACCGUGUGAAAUUUAACCCGCUUUGGUUAGAUAACCUGUAUGAGAAAAUCAUCGUCGAUUACCAGGUGGACGAAAUCAAUCCGCUUGUAGUGAAUCCCGGUCGGCUGUUGUUGACAAAUGUGUUCGUGUACUUUCAGCCGUACAACAAUAUUCAAACGUACCCCGUCUUGAAAAUACGGCUGAAAUGGAUAAAAAGUUUUAUCAAACGUCGCUUCCUGCUACGUCAUGUCGGCCUAGAAAUGAAAUGGUGCCACGCAGACCAGGAUCACCUGUUGUACGUUUCCUUCCGAACGCAGGCGGAGCGGGACGACUUUUACAACAACGUAGUCGAACAGGAAGAAUUCUCCGUAGUGGAGCAAAUCCCAGAGAGCAUUACUCUCAAGUGGCAAAAUGGACUAAUCUCAAACUACGAUUAUUUACUGUAUCUAAACAGUUUGGCCGAUCGAACAUAUCAAGAUCUGACACAGUACCCGGUGUUUCCGUGGGUCAUCAGUGAUUACAGUUCGGCACGUUUGGAUCUGGAUGAUCCAAAUGUUUACAGGGAUUUGACUAAACCAAUCGGAGCGUUAAACGAGGAGAGAUUACAAAGACUGACUGAACGUUACGAAGAAAUGGGUGAUCCAAAGUUCUUGUAUGGAUCACACUACUCAGCUCCCGGAUUAGUUCUGUUCUAUUUGGUACGAAAAUAUCCAAAAUUAAUGCUUUGCCUACAAAAUGGACGAUUCGAUCACCCAGAUCGCAUGUUCAACAAGGUUGAGGACGUGUAUAAUAACUGUUUGCUGAACAUGGCGGAUUUUAAAGAGCUGGUGCCGGAGUUUUACGAUACAGAUACAAAAGGAGAUUUUCUAGUGAACAAGAUGAAGAUUAAUUUCGGACAACGUUUUGAUGGAACUCCCGUUAAUCAUGUGCAGCUACCCAAAUGGGCUGAAGGAUCUCCUGAGAAAUUUGUGGCAAUUCUUAGAGAUGCUUUGGAGUCAGAUUAUGUAUCUAGCAAGUUACAUUUUUGGAUUGAUUUGAUAUUUGGAUACAAGCAGAGAGGCGAAGAAGCGGCAAAAGCGAAUAAUUUGUUCUACCACCUCUGCUACGAAGGUUCAGUAGAUUUGGAUAAAAUCAAAGACCUCGCUGGGAGACAUGCGCUAGAGGUGCAAAUUUCCGAAUUUGGCCAAAUUCCAAAGCAAUUGUUUAAAACGCCUCACGUUUCGAAGCUAUUGAAAAUCGAAGCUCCUCUUGACAGUACUGCUGUUAUGUCUACUGAAAGCGAAAUAUGCAUCGAUCUGGAUAUUCAGUACUACUCCCAUAAAGAUGAAAUUACCUCGCUGCUGCUGGAUGAAACGAUGGGAAGCAUCUUCACGACCAGCAAGGAUGGCACCUUCAAGUGCUACAGUUUGACUGAAAAACGACAGAUUCGCAGCGUGCAAGUCAGCGAUAUGCCACUGAGCGCUGCUCGGCUGAGCAGUGGGAAGUCUAUCAUUCUAGGGUGCUGGGACAAUAGCAUAAUAAUUUACAACUUGGAUUACGGUAAGAUUUCCCAGGUGAUACCGGCACAUGACGAUGCUGUAUCUUGCUUAUCCACGAUGGAAGGAAACGAUCUGCUAGUAUCCGGCAGUUGGGAUUGUAGUGUUAAGAUUUGGAAUAGUUUUCACAUCGACGCUGUUAUCGGUUACUUAUCACUAGAAGAUAAAAUAGUCUCACUCGACACGUUCCACUCGGAUAUGCGACUGAAAAUUGCUGUCGGUACUGCCAGUGGUGAAGUGUUCCUGUGGAAAGUAAUUCUGAGCGGCAAUGGUCAGCCACCGAACGAUGUUGAAUUCCAGGAUCACAAGCAGAUUGUUAUGCAUCGCGGUGGAGUAUGUGCUGCUCUCUUCAAUCGAAAUUGUUCGCUGAUUGUCAGCUGUGGUGAGGAUCGAAUGUUUAACAUCGUAGAUAUUGAUACCGGAAUGAUGGUAUUCAAGCGGGAAAUGCCGACCGUAGUCGGAACCCUUUGCUGGACAAAGGACGACAAGUAUCUACUCAUGGGGGAUCGAGCAGGUACUUUGCAUGUGUGGAAUAUGCUGGAGGGCGCGAUUCAAAUGGAUAUUAGAAUGCAUUCUGACGUCGUAUACUGCAUCGGAUGUACAUGUGGUGGUCAGAUCAUAACUGGUGGGAAGGAUGGUCGGGACUAUUGUGUAAAAAUAUGGAAAAGCAAUUUGUGAGCAAGCGAUUAACUCUAGGUGUUAUUUUAGUUCGCUUUGAGCGUGCGAUCAAAGUCUUCUCGAGAUAAUUUUUUCAAUAAUUGCUUUGUUUUAAUCUUCCGUUAGUCAAAGAAAAAAGUAAAAAUCUCAUUUAUUAGUUUA
Topomyia yanbarensis is the source of this 3135-nucleotide messenger RNA. Its product is annotated as protein FAN-like. The transcript has 8 exons. Gene Ontology annotation, molecular function: protein binding. The coding region runs from base 310 to 2994 and encodes 894 amino acids. The record is from RefSeq and is a predicted model, not a curated record. Lineage: Eukaryota; Metazoa; Arthropoda; Insecta; Diptera; Culicidae.